AUGCUCUCAAUUUUAAUAAUUAGUUAUUUAAUAUUAUCUGUAAAUAGUGUAUCAAUUGAUAUAAUUGAAAAUGAUUUAAAUCAUACUAUUGAAAAAAUUCUUCUGAUCAAUGACAAUUUAUAUGUUGGUACACGAAAUGUUCUACAUCGUUUAUCAUCAUUAUCAUUAAAUAGAACAAUACCAUCUUUACAACUUAUUUCUCUUAGUGACAAUUUCGAAUGUAGUCAAUGUGAUAGAAAUAAUCACAUCAAAAUUUUAUUAAGAGUUCAUAAAGAAAAUAUUCUUCUAUGUGGAACAAUCUUUCAAGGAACAUGUCAAAUACUAGAUCAAGAUUUUAAUCUUAUUAUUAACUCAUCAUUACCAAUAGUUGCUAAUGAUCCGAUAAAUAGUACAAAUGCUUUAAUUAUACAAGAAAGAAAUUUAAUUUAUUUUGGUGUUACAUACACAAAUGAAGGUACACAACGUUGGCAAAUACCAAAUAUAUCUGGACGUUCUUUAAAUAUUUCACGUUUUAUGAAAAUUUUAUCAACAAAUGAUGAUGAAAGAAUAUCUCGCGAUGAUUUAUCAUUACGUUUUAUGUCAAGACAGCAAGCGAGAUUUAUUGUUCAAUAUAUUUAUUCAUUCUAUACCAAGAAUUAUAUUUAUUUUAUAACAAAUCAACCAAACGACAUUGAACAAAAACAAAUUCUUACAAAAAUAAUUCGUUUUUGUCGUGAUAGUUCAAACUCAAUAAUUCGCACAUAUAUUGAAAUACCAUUAAUAUGUUCCAAUUCAGAAUGGUUCAUAAAAACAGCUGAAAUCUUUUUUAAUGAUAAAAAUCAAGCAAUUUUAAUAGGGCAUUUUACAAGAAAAGAUGGCACUGGUGGAACAAAUAUGUGCUUAUGGAAUAUUCAGAAUGAUAUUGAUCAAGCUUUUGAAGAUAACUAUCGUACAUGUUAUUCGAUGGGUAUUGGAAAAAGAGGUUUAGCAUUUAUUAAACCAAAUGAACCAUGCAGAAAAGAUGAAAGUUGGUCAAUACCAAUCAAUAGCGAUAAUCUUUGUCCUUGGAUAAUUAAUGACCGUUUUCCAUAUCCAGUUGGUGGUACAACACCAGCUAUUGGUCAUUUAUUUUAUGAAAAUAUACUUGAAAGUUCUAGUGUGUUUCAAAUCUACUCAGUCGGUUCAUCAAAACUUAUUUUUCACGGUUUAACUAAUGGUACUUUUAAGCUAGGACUUUACGAUUUUGGUGUAAAAAUAAAUUGGUUUUAUUCAUAUCAAUUAUCUACAGCAACACCUAUUCUUUCGAAUGUGAUUUUUGAUAAUAAGACAGAAACGUUCUUCCUAGCUUCAGAAUCAAAGAUCUAUCGUAUAUCACUUUCAGGUGAUUGUACAUCACGUUUGUCAUGUGAUGAAUGUUUAUCUUCAUCAAACAAUCCUUUAUGUGGUUGGUGCACAAUGAAUCAACGAUGUACAUUGGCUAAUAGUUGUCCGUUGAAUUUCUGGCAACAAGAGAAUAAUCACUGUACACAUAUUGUUCAUGUUCAACCGUUGAAAGCUUCAAUUGACAAUACUCAAUGGAUUAAUCUAACUUUGACGAAAUUGCCACAAUUAGAACAUAACGAAAUCUAUCAAUGUAUUUUUAUGGAUAAAAUAUUAUCGGCAAGCACACAAGCAAUUAAAUUAGAUCAUAAUCGUCUUUCGUGUCCCACGCCAUCAAAAAAUAUUCAUGUUCAUAAAGAUUCUCACUUAAAACUUCGUCUAUCCAUCAUAAAAUGGCCAUCAAAUGUAAGCAUAGCAACAGUAUCAGACUUUACGUUUUACAAUUGUUCAUCGUAUUCAUCUUGUGUGUCAUGUCGAUCUGAAAUUGGAUGUCAAUGGUGUUCACAACGAUGUUCAUCAAUGUGCACUGAAUUUUCAUCUCAGUGUUCAUCCGUUGAUCUAUUAAAUUCUUCGAAUAUUUUUCUUGAAUCAAAACAAUCCAUUGAAAUUCCAUUAAAAUUUGAUCACAUUCAAUAUGAUAAUCGAAUUGAGUGUCGUUUAAAUGAAACAAUAUACGGCUUAGUUAAUUCAGAUAGGAUUUGUUCAAUUUCAAAAAUUUCACAUAUAAAUGAUGAAAAUGACCAAAUCGUUUUUUUAACAGUUCAUCAAAAUAAUAUUUUGAUCGGUAAUCCAAUAAAAAUGUUUAUUUAUCGUUGUGAUCUUUAUGAUACAUGUGAUAAAUGUAAUUUACGUUCAAAAUGUUCAUGGUGUCAAGGUCGAUGUUUAACGAAAUCAAUAAAUAAAUGCUUAAUAAAUGAACAAUGUACAUCGUUACGUAUUGUCGAUUUUUCACCGAAAUCAAUUCCAUUAAAUGGUAGAACGAUAAUUAAUAUAUUUUUAAAUGAACAUAUUAAUGAAGAAAUUAUUGAAAUUUUACUUGCUGAUAUACCUUGUUUAUCAAUUAAUUCAUCAAAUAUAAUUCAAUGUCAAGCAAACAUGUCGAAUUAUUCACGAAAAGGACGUAUAAGUGUUCAUUUCUCGAAUUCAAUAUACAUUUUAUCAAAAGAAUAUAUUGAAUACUGUCAAUCGUCAAUUAAUUCUAUAACUCCAAAUAUUGCUUAUGAAGUUGGUGGACAAAUUCUUUAUCUAAGUGGAAAAAAUUUAUUUAUUGGUAAUGAACAAACAAUUUUUAUUGGAGAUUAUCCAUGUUUACAAUUAAAACAAAUAUCAUUAAAUAAUUUAUCGUGCCAAUUACCGCCAAUGGCAUCGAAAAUUUAUAAUAUAACUGUAAAAAUUGAUAAACAAUUAUUGAAUGUUGAACAAAAUUUAAAAGUAACACCAAAUCCAAUCGUUGAAGAUAUUGAUCCAACAAUUAGUUUUGCAAGUGGUGGACGUCUGGUAUUCGUUCGAGGAAUGCAUUUUGGAUCAGCUCAAACAAUUACUGUGAAGUUUUCUCAUAGGAAAUGGAUUGCGAAAUUAAAAAUAAAUACAAAUGAUAUAUUAUCAACAGAAGAUGGAAUGAUCUCAUCAUUUUAUUUUCGUACGCCAAGUCUUCCAACAUCAUCGAACGACUUCCCGUCGCCACCAUUAGAUGUUAAUUUUUCACUUUAUUUUGAUAAUUCGAUCAUUUCAUUAACCAACAUCAUCCAAUUUCAUUAUAUUCCUGAUGUGCUAUUAAAUAUAUCAUCAACACUACCAAGUUUACCGUACACAGGUGAAGAAUUAAAAUUACAUGUAGAAAAUUUAACAGAAGCUGCAUCAAUGUCUGACAUUCAAUUAUUUAUUGGAUGCUCAGAAUGUAAACUUAGAACGUUCACAUCUAAAAGUAUUACAUGCCAACCACCACAAAAAUUAAUAAUAAACACAGCUAUUAUUCUCAAUAAUCCACAACAACAAGAUGAUUGUACAUUAUUCAAUUCUUCAAUUGGUCCAAUUCGUUUUCGUAUUGGCUAUCGUGAAUAUUUAAUUGGUUAUUUAUCCUAUAAUCGAUUAUUAUCUGUCAAAUAUUCAAAAAUAACGAUUGUAUCUCUUAUAUUUGCUAGUUCUCUUUUAACAGUAUCAGUGUUGAGUUUUGGUCUUUAUCUAUUUUAUAAAUAUUUUGGAAAGUCUAAAUCUAAAACAAACGUUUUAUCCAAUAAAAACAAUGUAAAAGAAAAUGAAAGACAAUUUUGGUCAACUGACACAUCUGCAUCACCCGCUCCUUACUAUCAAGUUUAUGAACAAAUAUCUUGUUUAUCAUCACAUGAUAAUACUUUAACACGAGCACCACUUCUACAAUGUCCCUAUUAUCAAGAAAAACGUUGUACUCCACCAAUUAUGGAACAAUUACAAAUGAGUUCAUCAUUUCUAACAACAAUAUCAAUAGAAGAUGAUCAACUAAAGAAACUUUUAUUUAAAAAAAAUCACAAAUUUUCUUCGACAAAAUAUCGUCCAUCAAUGGAACUAUUUUAUGAUUUACUAAAUAUGAAACCAUUUUCAGACGCUUUUAUCGAUCAACUGAUUGAGAACAAUUCGACUGAUUUAAUAGAAUCAUAUGUGUAUUUAUUUCGGUAUAGUCCGCAAAAUUUUAAAUUAUUUCCAUUGACACGUGAAAGUAUUUUUCAAAAAUUUGUUUCGAAUCUUUUUCUUCAAUCGAAAAAUCAAUUAAUCAAUAAAUUUCAUUUAUUCGAUGAUUUUUUACGCAUAUUAAUUGAUUCAAUCGAUUCAUCACCAUGUGAUGAACUGUUAAACCGUUCAUCUCGUUCAGUAUCAUCAACAACAUUACUAUUAAAUAAUAUCGCAUAUUGUUCAUAUGAAUUAAAAAUAAAUUAUGAAAACUUAUUGCAUUUCCAUGUCAAUGUUCUUGAUUGUGAUACCAUAGAUAAAUUAAAACAAAAAAUAAUUCAUUAUUUAAAUUCAAAUGAAAAUACAAACCGUCUCAUGGAAUAUGAUGAAGUUGACUUGUCAAUGCCAUCUAUUAAUGCAUAUUCAUAUUCAGAUCAAAUUCCUAUGUUAAAAAAUUCUUUAACAAAUUCAACAGUUUAUUGUCAAAAGAAAUAUACCAUGAAAAAAGAAUCGAAAACAUUUGUUUAUCAUUUAUGUAAAGAAAAUGAAUUGAUUUUGGAAAAAAAUCUCAUGGAAGAAAAAUUAAAAGAAAAUAAACAUCGAUUACAACAAAUUUUUAUUUACUUUUGCCAACAAAUUAUGAAUGGCUUAGAUUUAUUUUUCAUUUUCGAAAAUGAAGAGAAUCAACAAGUAUUAUUUCAACGAUAUAUUCAACUGGUGAGUGAUUUAAUUCGGCGACUGAACCGUUUAAUGCUAUGUCGUUCAACAUGUCCAAUAAUAGAAUCCUGCUUGAAUUCUAUUGCCGAUGGAUUAGAAUUUAUAUUUGAUACUAAAGCAGAAUUCUCAUCGGAAAUAAAAUUAUUAUUUAUGGACGAUAAAAAAUAUUUUUCAACAUUUAAUAAAAAUAACUUUCACAUUUGUUCGUCAAAUCAAUUCAAUCCACAAUUUUCUCCAAUUGAUACUCGAUCGUUAACACUUAAAGACGAUAAUGCAAUUGAAUCUUUACUAAAACUUUAUCAAUUUUACGAACUAUAUAGUGAACUUAUCAAUCAACAUAUUGGAGAAAAUCAUGUCAGUAUAUUAUUACCUGUUCAUCAUCUUCUUGUACAAAUCCGUCAAUUGCUUCAGUCAGAUAAUAUAACGCUCAUUUAA
Messenger RNA from Rotaria socialis, 5154 nucleotides. Lineage: Eukaryota; Metazoa; Rotifera; Eurotatoria; Philodinida; Philodinidae. The record is from the annotation of a GenBank genome assembly.